AUGUCCUUCCCAUCAUCCGGCUCAUUCACCCCCCUCUCCAAGUUCUCCCUACCUGCCCCGCUCUUCCUCCACCCGCAAGCAUGUAAUCCUACUAUGGACCUCCUCGUCCUUCUCUCUCCCUACCCCGCCCCGCCGCUUCCAGGUCAGACACCCCAUUCUAUGGCCCACUGGGCUAUGCGGGGUGGAGCAGCUGGGGGUAAAGGAAAGGACAAAGACGAGGGAAAGACUAGAGUCGGUCUUUGGAGGACUGGAGGCGACAAGGUCUGGGAGGUGCAUGUGGGCGGGCGAGUAGGGGGUAUGGCAUGGAUGGAGGAUGGAAGGUUCUUGUCGCUGCUGCUUGUAUCCUCAGGAGGCAAGACAAUCGACACUCUGUCGGUCCAUACCGGUCAAGUAGCUCGCUCGGUUCCUAUAGAGCUCGACUUGCCAGUGCUCGAAGAUGGACAGUGGAUUGAACUGGAGUAUACUGAUAGUGGCCUAGAGUGGGAGAAGCCAUACAAUGGGUCUGCAGUGAUGAUAAUUGAUUCAUUACCCCGAGUCACGCCGGUAGAGACUCCAAAACCCGUCAAUGUUCUACCAUUCAUGCGCCAAAAAGAGACUGCUCCAACCAAACAAGCCCUCCACCCUCAUCUGUCCACCUUUCCAGCCCUACUACCUUCCAUCCCACCAGCAACCUCCUCUAUCCUCAACAUCCACUCACCCUCAAUCUCACUCACCUUCCUCACCGGUACUUUCCCUCUCCCCCCGUCUCCGCCCUCGCGCGAAGUCCUAGAGAUUGCACAAGUAUCAGAUAGAAUCGUUGGUCUACUGGAUACUGUCCUACGAGGCGUUGAGGGGAUGGAACUGGCGUUUAGAGAGGGAGAAAAGCUCACCAUGAUUCAUCGGGAAGAGCUGGAGACUUGUGCCAAGCAGCAAGGGACUUCAAUAUUGGAUGUACAUGCGGAUCUCUUUAGGUUUCUAUUGACUGGUCGGGCAGGGGUCGCCGUGAGCGAGUGGUUGGGAAGCCGUAUGACGCCUAGAACAAUAACCAAAUGGGACACGACCAUGGACACUUCUUUCCAGACAAUUCAGAAACUCGUAUCCGAAAGCGUCUUCCCGUCUCUGGAGCGUAUAUUAUUGCUCUUGGAGGAGAUCCAAGGCUGGUCACUCACCCCGCGCUACCAAGAGCACCUCGAUCUCGGGGAUACAUCAGCUAUUGAGAGGAGCAUGCACCUCGUCUCGGGACUGGCCAAGCUCGUGGACGGGAUUCGGUUUAGUGCAAAGCAUGAGCAGCUUGCGGCGGCGGACUUCAUGAAGUGGCUUCGAUAUGACCGAUCGACUGAAGAGCCUCCAUACGCGACCCACGACCUCAAACUCGUCUGGUCGUUCCUCCAAAACGGUUUCACUCAAUCGCCUCUUCGAACCCAUUUCCCCGAUCUGCUCGAACGGCCCCCGAAAGACCUUUUGGACGAAGCUUUUGUCCAGGGGCUGGCGAGGAAAAAGGGCAGGAGAGGGUUGAACGAGGUGAUGGAUGAGACGAUGAGCGUCCUCACUCGACCUAGAGGUCAGCCUGCCUCACGGCAAGAUUCUCACGCAGAUUCGUCUAUCGCCCAGUCAAUGUCCAUCUCCAUGGCUAUCGACGACCCCCCUUCCCUCGACAUCUCCCAAGACCAAGAUAUCUCUUUCGCAUCGUCCUCUUCACACUCUACCAUCGCGGACCAUACCAAACAACAAGAAGAUCCGUAUGCGAUACAGGAGGUGGUAAGGACGAUGGAGAAGGAAGUGUGGGUAUGGUCGAAUAGCGUGGUGCAGGAGUGUCGGGCGUUGGUGACAGCUGCUGUGGGAGCGGCGAGUGGGGAGGUGAAGGAUAGAGGGAUGAGUAGGUGGGAAGGGUUGAAGGACCAGAGGGCAGUUGCACAGGGAAACUGGCUGGCCUUGGUACCACCAUCGAUGGAUCAACUAUGGAUCAUAUACGACUCGGCGGACCCGCUCGAAGCUCGAAUAGGAGCAUUCAACCUCGCACCUUCCUCUUCGCCCGUCUCAUGCCUCGCCUUGCAAUUCUUCGACGAUGAAGAGCUUGUCCUGCUGCUUGACGAUCAGUCGGAAGAUCAGAAACAUUUGGUGACUGUGCGGUAUAGCGAUCUCGAUGGGAUGAACUUUAUACCCGCCGGGUUGGAAGAUUGGGAUGUAAGCAGACUGGUCCAGAUAGGUCAGCGAGAGAUGGGCACGUUACCUCCAUUGCCAAUAGCGCGUUCCCGCCCUAUAGAAUUCCGUGUCCCCCUAGUUACCCUUGACCCCACCGCAACCUACCCACCCAUCUCCAUCGCCCUCAAUGGCCGUGCCGGCAGAAGGCUCGGGUGCUUGUUGGUGGAUGCAGAAGAGGGCAAGGCCGUUGAAGUUCUGGACCUAGAUGCUGACGAGGAUGAGGAGGACGAAGAAGAUGGAGAAGGUGGUAGGACAAUUGAUGAGGGCGAGUGCAUGGAGGAAGAAGAGUUGUAA
Cryptococcus wingfieldii CBS 7118 is the source of this 2475-nucleotide messenger RNA. RefSeq lists its product as hypothetical. Gene Ontology annotation, cellular component: anaphase-promoting complex; nuclear periphery. The record is from RefSeq and is a predicted model, not a curated record. The coding region runs from base 1 to 2475 and encodes 824 amino acids. The transcript is spliced from 10 exons. Lineage: Eukaryota; Fungi; Basidiomycota; Tremellomycetes; Tremellales; Cryptococcaceae. Gene Ontology annotation, biological process: protein K11-linked ubiquitination; positive regulation of mitotic metaphase/anaphase transition; anaphase-promoting complex-dependent catabolic process.